GCUUAAAUAAAACUGUUUUUUCUUGACUUCCUACUUUGGAAGUAGUAGCUUCUUGGGCUAAAGUAGGUUUGAAAUGAAGCAAUUGAUUUUCAAUACGGUUUAGUUGAUCACCUACAGUAGCUAAGUGGAGAUUAGUAAAGUUAUGUUGUCGUUGGCAAAUCAAAAUGCAACACUGUUAGAUGUUCGGACUUGAAUGGUUGGUGCAUUUCUAGCUUCCUAUACGCUUGGAAGAAACGACCUCCAUAAUGGUCAUUAAUCCUGAUUGUGCGAUUAUAAUGGCUAAAUCAUCCUUGGUUGAACAGGGUUUCAGGAAGGUUGACCCAGAUCGCUGUGAAUUUGCUAAUGAGGGGUUCUUGAGAGGGCAAAAACAUCUCUUGAAGAGUACAUCUAGGAAAAAGCCUCUUCAGAUACACAGUAAUCAACCACCUCUAGUUCAGAGCUCUAAAGUUCCAGCAGUCAUUGAAGUUGGGAAAUUUGGACUAGAGGAAGAGGUUGAAAGACUCAAGCGGGACAAGAAUGUUCUUAUGCAGGAACUCGUUAGAUUGAGGCAGCAGCAGCAAGCUACAGACAACCAGUUGCAGACUGUGGGGCAACGCGUGCAGGUAAUGGAGCAGAGACAGCAACAAAUGAUGUCAUUUCUUGCAAAGGCCAUGCAAAGUCCAGGGUUCUUGAAUCAGCUUGUGCAUCAGAACAAUGAAAGCAAGAGGCCCAUUACUGGAGGCACUAAAAAGAGGAGACUUCCUGGACAAGUAGAAGAAAAUUUGGCAAGCAAGGUUGGCAAUAGUCCUCCAAAUGGACCGAUUGUGAAAUUCCACUCUUCAAUGAAUGAAGCAGCAAAAGCAAUGGUGCACCAGAUCCUGAAGAUGAAUUCAUCGUCUAGGCUGGAACCAUCAAUAAACAACUCUGGUCCUUUCCUGAUUGGCAACCUUCCUUCUUCCAAUGCAUUAGACAGCAGCAACACUUCAAGUCGAAUCUCAGAAUUGAUGCUUCCGGAGGUUCCACCAGCUUCUGGGCCAUCAAGUUUUCCUAUUGAUUCAGGGUUUUCUGUCAGUCAUACAUCUGAUGCCAUAUCUGAGGUCGAAUCCUCAUCAUGUGCUGUAAGUGACCUAAAUAUGGACCAUCUUUCUGAGAUGAGAGUGAAUAACUCGGUGCAAGAUACGGUUCUGCCUAAUUUCAAUCGGAGAGAAUUCUAA
Messenger RNA from Jatropha curcas, 1193 nucleotides. NCBI's taxonomy places the organism in Eukaryota, Viridiplantae, Streptophyta, Magnoliopsida, Malpighiales, Euphorbiaceae. The record is from RefSeq and is a predicted model, not a curated record.